Messenger RNA from Odontomachus brunneus, 995 nucleotides. RefSeq lists its product as uncharacterized. The transcript has 3 exons. NCBI's taxonomy places the organism in Eukaryota, Metazoa, Arthropoda, Insecta, Hymenoptera, Formicidae. Gene Ontology annotation, cellular component: MICOS complex. The record is from RefSeq and is a predicted model, not a curated record. Bases 177 to 773 code for a protein of 198 amino acids. Gene Ontology annotation, biological process: inner mitochondrial membrane organization.
CGUUUCCGAACAUAUCUAUACUUGGCAUAUGACGUGAGAGAUCAGCGGCAAUCAGUGAAUAGGAGACAUGGGUCGCAAGAUGUUCACGUAACUUUUGCUGGACUGAUCUCUGAAAACAGCUAUCCAGCAGUUUUUACGAAAUUCAACAGGUUGUCGCGGUCACUAGGACCCCGAAGAUGGGUUCUGGUCAAAGUGCCCGCAAGUUGACCAUCACGAAUGAAGAAGAAAUCGGCGUGAUCAAGGUGUCCAACUCGCUCGUACAACGUAUCGCUCAGAGAGAGAAACAAAAAGUGCAAGAAUCUUCUUCGGACGCAGCGCCGACAGCAACGCCAGGCCAACAUUCGACACCACCUCCUUCUGCAACGACAGCUCCGCCCGCACCCUCGAACGUGGCACCUGAGCAUCCAGUGUACUAUUACCCUGAAUUGACAAUGUCGGCUCACCAAAUAUAUCAACAGAAGGAACAGGAGCUGAAACAGCAAGAACAGUAUUGGCACAAGCGUUUACAAAAUGUAGAUGAUUCUUACCGAAAAAUCAAUCGCAUCCUAGCAGAAGAGUAUCAAAAAACCAUUGCUGAAACUUCUGCUAAAACUGGACAAAAUAUUGCUGACAUCCAGGAUACAAUGCAACCGUGUCUAGAGAACAGUAAUAAAGUUCUAAAGUGUUUCCAAAACCACCCCAAGGAAACUCUCGCAUGCUCGAGUUUAGUACAAGAGUUCUCCAAUUGUGUCUGGAAUGUGCAUUACACACACGCAAUCCAAACGCGUUCGUAAUAUACUAUUCAGCAAAUUCUUCAAGGGACAUUUAGUCAAUAAUAAUAAAUUAUACAGUAAGGUGUAAAAAGAAAGUUGAAAGUGCUUAUUUUAUUCUCAGCAGAAUUACUGACGAGAAGUAGUAUAAAAUAAAGAAAGGAGAAAUAUGUAAAAAAAUAAAUGAUUUAAGGAGCAUAAUUGCAAUUUAUAAUAAAAUGAUUAUCGUUACAUUCUCAUGAUAAA